Cyclopterus lumpus (lumpfish) is the source of this 5211-nucleotide messenger RNA. It is a transcript of the gene rusc1, whose product is annotated as RUN and SH3 domain containing 1. NCBI's taxonomy places the organism in Eukaryota, Metazoa, Chordata, Actinopteri, Perciformes, Cyclopteridae. Gene Ontology annotation, molecular function: protein binding. The record is from RefSeq and is a predicted model, not a curated record. Gene Ontology annotation, cellular component: cytoplasmic vesicle.
AUGCUUGCUGGAUUGACUCAAGCUGAGCUCCUCAAACUCAGCCCAGAACUUGGUGUGUGUGUUGGAGGGUUAGAGGAUGAGGUUGAUGGAGAUCACGUUAUCUCGUCCAGGUCUGGGGAGCUACAUGAGUUCAGACUAAAAGAUCGGAAUGAGAUGAAGGAAUGUGACACAGAGUUGAUGGCUAGAGAUAGAUGGAGAAGCCGAGGCAAGAUGGAUGGAGAUCGAAGAGCAGAUAUAGCUGAAGAUGACAAAAGGAACGAGGAGAGCACACAAAGAACCACCUCUUUUACUGAGAUGGCAAGGAUAAGGAAGAGGAGCAGCGGUCUGACCUCCGACCCUUACUACAGCACUGGUUUUAGCAAUACACAAGAAACCAAAACAAAGAAUAUGAGCUUUGAGUCUUUCCACUAUCCUGCUGAAGUACUAGAUUCACCUCCCCCCCCUCCCCCUCCUCGUCCCUUACCCCCAAUCCCUCCAUCUGUGCCACACCACGAAAUCAGCACUCUCCAGGCUAACUCUGCACAGCCUGAGCGAUUUGAUUGGCUCAUAGCAUUCACACCUGACUCUGACGCCCGACCACAGCAUCCACCCCUGACAGUGAGAAAAUCUCAUUUAGAAAAUCAAAAGAAGCUCAGUUCUUCAGGGUCAUCAACGGGGUUAGCGCCAAAGGUCACGACCUUUAAAGAGAUGCGAUACCGCAACAAGAGCACCUUCCUCCCAACAAAGGUGAUCACCGAUCCAGACCCUGACCCAACAGUUAUUACUCCAGAUGCAGAUAUACUGUACAACCUGAGGUGGAGAAGAGAGAUGGCAGGCGGCGAUGGCAACCAAUGGGAGUACACCUCUCAGGCUCAGGCUUUCUUUAUGCAGCCGCCACCAGCUCUCACCUCAAUGGCCGCUCUAAAGGAAAUGCUCCAGAGAGCCGACGAGGAGGGUAGACAACCGGAGCUGUGCCCAUCACAGAAGAUUGGCUGCUCAGUCAGCGACAGCAGCCUGUGGACCAUCGGCAGAGAAUGGGAGGGUGAAAAAGUUAAGAAGGAUGAAAAGGAAGGGAAAGAAGAAGAGGAGGAGAAGGUGGAGAAGGUGGAGGUGGAGGUGAGAGGACGAGCCGAUGGCGGAAGGACUCUUGAAACAAGAACUACAGCUGUUCGCAGUGUCUCAUUUGCUGGCUCUGUUCAGAGGACAGAGACAUCCUGGAUGGGCGAAGAUGUGAAGCAUCCAAUGAGAGCUCUGGUCAAUGCGGUCAGCGUGGCAGUGGAAGCCAUCUUGGCCCAGUUCAGCUCUUCUCGGACUAUCGUUCAGAAGGCCUUAUCAGGAGACAGCAGUAUAAAUCCAUCUCUGGGCCGCCUGGUGCUGCAGUGUCUCUGCCCCGCCCUGCACAGCUUGCUGACCGAUGGCUUGAAACCUCACCAGAGUGACCUGAUUGCAGGCAGGAGGCCAAAUUCAGCCUGGGGUCUGGUCCAGGCCUCAACCAGGCCAGGUCCUAAAACUCAAGCGUUGUUCAACCUACAAGUGUGUGUUGGAGAGCUUCCUCAGCUCAGACAGAGCAAACACAGGUUCAACGCAUUCCUCCUCGGUCUACUGAAUACCAAGCUUCUUGAUUUCUGGCUGUCUCACCUUCAGUCUUGCAGUGAUGUGCUAGAGACGUAUUACCGCCCCUCCUCCUUUAUGCUUCUGUCGCUGACCGCCUUCCAGCCUCUGUUCGAGGAGCUGCUCCUCGUGUUGCAGCCUCUAAGCCUGCUGACCUUCAACCUCGACCUGCUCUUCCAGCACCACCAUUUAGAGCCAGACAUUCACACUCCAGUCCCCAGUACAACUUGUCAGGAUGCUGGAUUCCAGCAGUCAACAGAGGGGGCAAAAUCCAAAACUACAAGCUGCAGAUAUAUUGAAAGCCUCUCAGGAGUAGACUUUGGAAGCCCAGAAUAUCGGGCAGCCAAGACAUUGUCAGCAUUGAGUAAUCUGCAGAACGGAGUACCAGGGAGUCAAACCAUAGCACUGCUGGACCCAUAAAAGGCUUCGGUCACUCAGACAAGUCCUCAGCUGUUGUGGGGUGCAGGAGAAGGAUAUUGGAGACUUCCUCUUCCUAAUGUUGAGGAGGACAGCCUCACUCAGCAGGCAGGACAGGUGAUCCAGCAGGGAUGGGGGGCUGUGAUGCGCUGGGGAGGCAGACUGAGCCAGAACCUGUCAGAGCUAACCUGAAAAAGGAGGAGUAAAGAUGAUCUGUCGGACCUCCAGGCCCAAGCAGGGAGCGACUUUGCUCCAGUCAGCAGUGGUGCUCCGGUUCCUUGGGGUUUGGGGAGGCUCUUCGGAGCCUCUAAAAGCCUCAGCAGCCCACCAAGUCACACACCAGCAACCAGGCGUCCGUCUCAGUGGCUGGCCCCUGGUGUCACUGCACUGACACGAAUGGUGAGCAGCAACUCCACUCCGAUAAUAAGGCGGGGCCCUGAGCCGAGGGCGAAAGUGAGCCAGAGUCAGAGAAGGAGGUUGACACACCUGGAGAUGAUGGACAAACCCAGACCACUCAGGUCUGUACGAACGCUGUGUGACCACUCUGGAGCAGGUUCGGAGCUGAGCUUCUGCAAAGGGGAGGAACUGGUGGUGUUGGGAGGAGUCGAUCAGGACUGGAUUCGCUGUCGUCAGGGAGACAAAGAGGGACUGGUACCUAUUGGCUACACCUCCCUCAUCAUGUGACUUCGGUUCCAUAACUGCUGCACUCAAUCAAUAAAAAAAACAAAAUGAAUAUAUAUAUAUAUAUAUAUAUAUAUAUAUAUAUAUAUAUAUAUAUAUAUAUAUAUAUAUAUAUUUUAGGUGAGUGUUGAGAGGUUAUGGUAAGGCUUCACUACUCUGAAAGGGAUAAUUCACGCUUUCUCGGUUCGAGUUUGAGUUGAGUGCAUAACACCAUCUGUUCUGCUUUAUGUGCAUCAGGAGCAGUCUGCAGCCCUCUCCCUUUAUGAACAUAUGGGAGUUUUUACCCUCAUCACAAUCCAUCCAGUUUGGUAGCAUUAAACUAAUGGAUGUUGGCAGCAGGAAUGCAGCAGAUGCUGUGAAAUAAUGACUCAAGUCAAACUUAAAUCAUUUCAUACUGAAAGACCUUUGAUCUUGGAGUGAAGUAUCCCUUCAACAUGUUCUUUUCUCAAUGUCUGCCUUCCUUGUCAGACACUGAUCUGAAAAUGAUCACCGGGCAACUUCUGCCCAGUCAACAACUUGCAGAUGUGAGUGCUUUCAGAUCAGAGUCUGCCCGUCGUUGAGGAGGCGACAGUCGACAGCCUGGUAGUCGCCACGUUGAUAUCUCGCGGCUCGCAGAUUGUCGAGUGGAGAAAGGAAGUGAGAGUACUGGGCCGUAGCUCCUGUUGCAUACUGCGUAGUAAUGUAGUGAAUUGUAGCUGUGUAGAUCUGUGUUCUAUUGACCUUUCACCCCUAUUGACCUCUCACCUUUAUCGCCUGGUUCAUGUGUGUUUGACAUGUUUCUGCUACUAUAUUUGACUGUAUAAAUAUACAUACAAAAUAUAUAUAGGUAUAUAAAUUGAGAUUGAUAUUACCAAGAUAGAUAGAAAGAUGGAUGAACAAGAGAAAGCAGAUAGUAAAACACAAGCAGCAGCUUAAUACUGUGCCAUAUUGAGGAAGUGGGAUGAUUCAAAAUAAAUGGAUUCAUUCUAAAUCUUUACAUCUGUAACUUCACACAUGCAUUAGGUGGUUGUCAUACAUGCAAAAAAAAAAAAAAAAAGUUUAAGUAUGAAAUCCAGUAUCUUCCCUCCUGUUUGCUUCAUGUAGUGCUAUUGUCUUGACAUCAUAUUCAUACAGUUAUUAGAUUUAGCCUCAUGCCUUUAACACUGUAUGCAUUGUAAUAUGCCAUGAAUGCUUUGAAUGAAUUCCAGAAAAUAUCUAUCCGUCCAUCCCACACAGCUACAGAAGAUAAUAUCAGACAAAAGCAAAGAGCUUAUCUCUCAACUGGUCCAGAACCUCAAGGGGCCAACAAGUGUCAAAACUAUGCUCAACUCUUGUUCAACACUAUCUGACCUUAAACUGAAUGCAGUGAGAAAAUCCCAGAUGUAUUUAUGAUGUAUUCAUAAAUGCUACUGUAAAGUCCGUAGGUUUGGUGGCCGUUCUUCACCUCAUACCUCAGCUGUUGUAUUUACCUUAACCCUCCUCGCCAUGUUUGCUCAUCAUAAUCAUUGAUAUUAAUGAUAGUGGUAGUAGAAGUGGUCGUGGUGGAAGUGAGAUGUUGAUUCUAACCACAUUGCUUUAUGUCAUAUAUUUAUUUGUUAUUCUCUAGAUUUUGUAUUGAUGACUAUGCAUAUGGUUAAAUGUACAACUAACAGCCUUUUUGUUUGUUUUAAAGUCAAGGUUUUGAUUUGAUGUUGACAUGUUAAGCCUAAAACAAUAGCUUAGAUAGUUAAACUUAAUAUAAAAGACAUCAUGAAAGGCUGACACUAAAGGACCUCCAUUUAAUACAACAGGAAAGUUUCAUUGCUAUUGAUCAAUCAGGGAAAGCUCAGUUCUUCAAAGUUUCCUCGUUUUAUUGUGUCAAUGCCAUGUAGCAUGACAUUACAGUCACUAUGGCAACUGUCCAGUAGCAUUGAAUUGAACCAGUGCUCAUAACUUAUGAUCACAAUAAAAUGCCAUCAAAUGGAUAACACUUGGGUGUUUACAAGAAAUAGUGUCUCGAUAAAGAUGAAAUAUCAGUUGACACGUUCUAUUGUUUAUAUUGUUUGGUUUGUUUAUUUGUGAGAUUCUGGUCUAAAUGCAUUUGUUAGAAAGCUGUUAAUUUAUUGGAUGUACUAACUAUUGAUCUAUUGAAGUGUCUGAAAGGAAAAGCUCUAUCUGACCCAUCGAGUGUCUCUCUAUCUAUCUGGGGUGUGCGUGUGUGUGUGUGUGUGUGUGUGUGUGUGUGUGCAUGCAUGUGAGUGUGUGAGUGCACACAUGGCAGCGUAUUUGGCAGUGAAAGCAGAGAUGAGUGUGAGCACAUCGGUGUGUCUGCACAUCCUGCACUUUCAGUGUGUGUGUGUGUGUGUGUGUGUGCGUGCGUGAGUGUGCGCGCCUGUGUCUUGUGUGUAACAAAGAGACGUGUACCUCCCUCUACUGCUCCUCUUUCUCUCUGGUGUCAUGUAGCCUGUAGACAUCCCUGUGUCAUACUAUUGCAUAUAGUUCAGUGCCCCUCUAGUGUCAGUCACUGUCAACCUCCUGCAUGUGCUUGUUUGUAAAUACACCAAA